GGGUAUAACAGUAUGUGAUAUGUGAUCAUGAAUCCUGUCAUUGUGGUAAUAAAAAUGCACUCAAUAUAAUGUUUGAAUUAAAAAUCAAAUAAUGAUUGUGCUUAUGUUAGAGCUAAAAAAGAAUUUAAACAUUAUGUAGUGUAUGUAGGUAUGCCUCGAAAAAUGUGUUAUUGCAAUUCCAGCGCUGCAAAUGACGCGAGAGUUCCUUUUUGAUUCUUCCUUGCAGGGGUGAAGAUGCCUUGCACAGGGGUGAAGGAUGUUGAUCAACAGCAGUUUGUUGUUGAUAUGGCGGCCUUCCUGAAAAAAUCGGGCAAGGUUAAGGUUCCGGAAUGGGCCGACAUCGUGAAGACGUCGACGGCCCGCGAGCUGGCGCCAUACGACCGGGACUGGUUCUACAUUCGGACGGCCUCCAUCGCGCGCCACCUCUACUUGCGGCCCAACGCCGGACUCGGCGCCCUCAAGAAAAUCUACGGCGGCCGCAAACGCAACGGCGUGCGGCCCAACCACUUCCAGGUGUGCCACGGCAACCACCUGCGCAAGGCGCUGCAGCAGCUUGAGGCACUCAAGAUGGCGGAGAAGACGCCAGAGGGUGGCCGACGGCUGACCAACCAGGGCCGCCGCGACCUGGACCGUAUCGCCUCUCAGGUGUACCGCAAGAUGGGUUCGCAGCAGCUAACCACCCAGCCGGUGGUGAUCACGGCGCCGGCCGCUGCCGAGUGACGCCAGUACACUGUGACACUGUGACCCAAUACACGGAGCGCGGAGGUGA
Molecule: messenger RNA, 769 nt
Organism: Amphibalanus amphitrite
Lineage: Eukaryota; Metazoa; Arthropoda; Thecostraca; Balanomorpha; Balanidae
Product: 40S ribosomal protein S19-like
Exons: 3
Coding region: 235-720 (161 amino acids)
Biological process (GO): translation; ribosomal small subunit assembly
Cellular component (GO): cytosolic small ribosomal subunit; ribosome
Molecular function (GO): RNA binding; structural constituent of ribosome
Source: RefSeq, a predicted model, not a curated record